Molecule: messenger RNA, 2289 nt
Organism: Mustela lutreola (European mink)
Lineage: Eukaryota; Metazoa; Chordata; Mammalia; Carnivora; Mustelidae
Gene: TRMT10B
Product: tRNA methyltransferase 10B
Exons: 10
Coding region: 545-1543 (332 amino acids)
Biological process (GO): tRNA N1-guanine methylation
Cellular component (GO): nucleoplasm; nucleus
Molecular function (GO): tRNA binding
Source: RefSeq, a predicted model, not a curated record
GCUCGUUGUGGGACCGGCCUGGGGCUGGAGGGGUCUGGCUUGGGACUGCGGUAUCGUUCGUGGGCGGGGCAGACGCCGGGAAGUGGCCCUCAACCGUCUUGUCGCCUCGUGUCCUCCGCCUUCUUGGUGCUUUGCCUUGCUGCCUCUCCUCACACUAGCAGCCUGUGGGCCAGGCGGGGCUCACAGGAGGGGUACCCUCGGGCCGGGGGUCUGGGUGUUCUAGUGCUGAAGGUACCAGAGGACUGGAGCUGGCUUCGCUGGACUAAAUUUUAGAAAACGAGAGAAGCGUGCAAAAGAGGCCCAUCACUUAGCGCCCAAGGAUAUGCUCAUCAGAGAGAUACAGUGAAAGAGGAAACACAAGCAGGGGAAGUGGGAGAGGGAGAAGCAGGCUUCCCACAGAACAGGGAGCCCGACAUGGGGCUUGAUGACCUGAGCUGAAAGCAGACGCUUAAUGACCCAAACACAUACAUUUUGAAGAGCAGAAUAAAUGACUUAAUUACCUGGGUCUCUGCAGCAGUGAAUAAUUGGGACAGAAGACAAACACAUGGACUGGAAGUUGGAAGGGAGUGCUCAGAAAACAGACUCACACGUGCUGCAGGAGCAAGAAGUCAUCCUAGAGGACACAGGCGAAGAUAGCAUCUCUGAAAGCUUCCGGCUUCUACAGAUCGAUGUGGAAUGCGAGCAUCGGGAGGGAGAUAUGCUGCCCACAGGCGGUACAGUGUGGUGUUCAAAAAAUGUCCAAAGAAAACAGAGACACUGGGAAAAGAUAGUUGCAGCAAAGAAGAGCAAAAGAAAGCAAGAAAAAGAAAGAAGAAAGGCCAAUCGUAUAGAAAAUUCAGGCAUCUGCCCCCAACACAGCAAACGUUUUCUGAGAUCCUUAACCAAGGAGAGACUUUUGGAAGCCAAACACUCAGGACCAAGACUCUGUAUUGAUCUGAGUAUGACCCACCACAUGUCUAAGAAGGAAUUAAGUAGACUGGCUGGACAGAUCCGAAGGUUGUAUGGUUCAAAUAAAAAAGCUAGCAGGCCAUUCUGGAUCUACCUCACUGGAUUCACAGCUGACAGUCCCCUGUACGAAGAGUGUUUGAGGAUGAAUGAUGGAUUUUCUAGUUACCUGCUAGACAUAACAGAGGAAGACUGCUUUAGUUUAUUUUCUCUGGAUACCCUUGUGUACCUGACUCCUGACUCAGAACAUGCUCUUGAAGAUAUUGAUCUAAACAAAGUUUACAUCCUUGGUGGACUUGUGGACGAAAGCAUUCAGAAGAAGGUGACAUUUCAGAAAGCCCGAGAACAUUCUGUCAAGACAGCCCGCUUGCCAAUCCAGGAAUACAUGGUCAGACACCAGAAUGGGAAAAACUAUCAUUCAGAGAUACUGACCAUCAAUCAAGUGUUUGAUAUCCUGUCCACAUACUUUGAGACGCAAAACUGGCCUGAAGCACUGAAGAAAGGAGUUUCUUCCAGAAAAGGCUAUGUUCUUCAGAACUCCAUGGAUGAUGGACAGCCUGAGAAGCUGCCAGAGGCAAAGUUGCUGGAGGUGUCUUGACUUAAAAGCAGAGCAGAGGCUGGCGAUGGCACACACUUGCCUUUACUUGUCAUCUUGGAUCGCCACUAGAAUUUAAGUUACUCAAGAACAGGGACUACAUUUUAUGCUCUUUUCUAUCUCCCAUAGUGCCUAGCUCACAGGAAGAGCCCAGAUAUGUUGAACAGUGAAUUCAACAUAAGUAAAAAGUUUACAUAACAAGGAAUCAGCCCUCAGCUACAUGGCUUUGGAUGUAUUAAUUCAUCUUUUAUAUACCUAUUUGUGAAAUACCUACUCUUUAGAAGUAUUUAACAAUUAAAUAAUUAUUGUUAUAUUUAGAGUUUUUAUUUUCAUUCAACUGGCAUCAUAAUGUAGCACUUCGUCCGGCCUCCUCUUAUCAUGUGGAUUUUCCCCAACUCAGUAGUACACUCUGUGUGUUUCGAGGAUCAGCCUGUCCUAACCUACUCUGCUUUAAACCCCCAUAACACUUUGUUCCCACUUGUGACUCCUACCCCGUCUCUUCUGCUCUGAGUAUGGAAGUGGAGGGUUUCUCUCUUCCUUAGGGUAGCCUCCUAACAGGACAUUUCAUGGGAGUAUCUUCGUAUCCUUCUGAUCCUUGUACAAAUUAGAUUCUUCAUAUAUAUUUGUAACUAACAGGUCAAAUUGAAAAGUAAAAACACAGUGGUAAGUCUAACUUAAAAAUAACCAGAAAAUACAUUGCCUCUGAUACAAGCAUGGUGGAUAAACUUUCAUUACACAAAUCUCAGUGA